Arvicanthis niloticus (Nile rat) is the source of this 2624-nucleotide messenger RNA. The record is from RefSeq and is a predicted model, not a curated record. NCBI's taxonomy places the organism in Eukaryota, Metazoa, Chordata, Mammalia, Rodentia, Muridae.
AUCUUCAGAGGACUCAUCCCUAUGUCUUUUCUCUGAGUUCCGACUACUUCCCAGUGGAAAGAAAGCAUACUGAGAACAAACACUGGAGUGCUCUUGGAGAAAGGUCCCAUGGGGACUGUACCUGACCCUCUGAGGGUGACUAAAGCUUCAAUAGUGGCAGCUUCUGAGAAGGAAAAAUCUCGAGGGGAACUGCAGAGUGUCUCAGAACAACCAGCUCGGUCAGAUAAGAAUGCUAGUGGCAUUGGCAAUGCUCCUGCAGAACUCGGCCUCAGGCUCGAUACAGCUGCUCAGGCCCUGAUGCAAGCUUGUGUGCAUGAGUCCAGCCAGCAAGACAUGGCAUCUCCUGAUGUCUUCAAUAAAGCAGAGCACGUGUCUCCCGAACAGAAAACACCUGAUGACUCCCAGUUUCAAGGAAGCAAGGAGUUAACAGCACCAGAUCCAAAUGCUACCGCAGAAAAGGAACUUAUCUCUGUGCCAUUUUUAGUGUCUGCAGUCCAGCACACUCACCAUGCCAUUCAAAGUGACCCACCAAAUGCUAGCACCUGUCCAGUACCUGAAGAGUCCUUGGUGAAAUCAGAGGCAAACUCAAACAGUGAGAAACCUGAAAAGUCAAGUUGUCCUACCAGGGUCACUUGUUGCAGCAGCAAAAAUGAAGUGCUCUGUGAUUUUCCUUCUCCAGAAAACAGCCAGAGAAUCGUACAGACUCCUGAUAUAGCAAUGAGGAUUCACUCAUCCCCUUCUGCAGACGGACCUGUGGUGGAAGGACAGAAAGCCAUCAAUAACACCACAGUGGCGUCCAGUGAACAUCCAGCAAAAGGGGGAAGCUCAGAGAACAAACAGCCCUCUGCCACUGCCUCGGACACUACAGCUGAAAAGUCAGAAAACUCUCCACUCUCCUCCCUCACCAACAGAGAGGCCACAUGUUCUUCAGAAUCAAGGCAGGCACAGCUGCCAGCACAGCAUCUAGUGUCAAGGUUCAAAGAAGCUAGUACAAUGACCUGCCAAGCUGAAAGUGAGACCAAGGAAGUCCCUGGCAGGGCUUGGCAAGAUGCUGAGGUGCAGGCAGUGGCAAGUGUGGAGAGCCGGUCUGUCUCUACCAGCCCCAGUAUCCUUCCCGCAUUCUUAAAGGAAAAUCCUGCUCCGGAGCUCAAUGGGCAAGAGCAGCUGCGUGUCAUUUGCCAUGGCAAGGGCAGUGGAAGCCACUUGUUGGAACUCUCUAACAACAUGGUAGAUCCCCAGGAGUCAAGACAGUGCCCCAGCAUUGUACCACAGGUGCAUAUCCAGUCAGCUGUUGCCACUCCUGCAGCUUUCAAAGGGGGAUGCAAACCAGUGAGCCAACCAGCUGAAGGCCUUAAAUCCCCACUGAGCCAUGUGGCCUCCAGUCAAAAUCCGGAUACAGAGGAAGACCUGCAGUCUUCAACAAGCAAAAGGGCAACCUCCAGACAGCUUGCAGGUACUAAUCCUGACUCCCAGAAAGCUAGUCCCAUUGGCCAGAUUUCCCUCUUGGCAGGGAAUCAAUCUGAGAUAAAUCAGGGGUUGGGGAACUCUGGACCCAGGGAACCUGAAUUUGUAGGGAAAGCUACAAAUGACCACAAAGCAGAGCCAGGCUGCAAACCAUCCAAUUCCCGUGGAGGUGCCAACAAAGACCACCCCCCGGAGAGCUUGGACCCCACUGAUAAAAGAGGUGCAAAGGACAAGAAGCCUGCUUCUCCUCUUAUUGUGAAAGACCCUGCACCCGGAGCCACCAGCACCCUAGAUGCCAAAAUCGUACUGCUAAAUCCUAAAUCUCAAGGAAAUGAAGGUGAGGGACCGGAAGUCAAUCCUGCACCCUCCCCGGGGAGGAAGAGCCAACAGAACACCUUGGAAGAACACAGGCAGACCCAGACAGUCACAAGCCUGAGCCUGCCAUCAGAUGGCACAAGUGACUGGAGCCCAGGCUCUGGUAAGAGGACCCCUUCUCGCUCGGUCAAGGCCAGCCCGCGCAGGGGCAGCCGGGUCAGCGAGUUCCUGAAGGAGCUCAAUGUGACAGCUGCUGCUGCCCAGGUCGGGCUCACACCUGGAGAGAAGAAGAAACAGUUGGGUGCAGACUCCAAGCUGCAGCUGAAACAGUCCAAGCGAGUGAGGGACGUGGUGUGGGAUGACCAGGGCAUGACCUGGGAAGUGUAUGGUGCUUCCUUGGACCCAGAGUCCCUUGGAGUUGCCAUCCAGAACCAUUUACAAAGACAAAUUAGGGAACAUGAGAAGUUAGUUAAAACACAAAGUGGCCAGACUCGAAGAUCUAUUUCCUCAGAUUCUUCUUCAAGUAAGAAGCUUAAAGGGAGACAACAGGGUGUUCUGCAGUCCAUGCUGCAAAACUUGCGGCGCCCCAAUUGCUGUGUCCGCCCUGCCCCGUCCUCUGUGCUGGACUAAAGCUGUGGUAUUCGUGUCGAAGCUUAGAAGUUGGGUUUCUGUUUUGUUUUGGGUUUGCUGUUAUUGUUUUCUGGGAGACCUAGGAGUAAUAGCAACUAUUAAGUUUAAGAAUUAUCUAUUAUGGGUUGUCGGGUUCUCCACAAAUAAUACCCCAUUUCACACUGAUAGAAUACAGGAGGUAAAUUAAGCUUGCAGAUAGUCUGCAUCCCAACUUC